Molecule: messenger RNA, 6014 nt
Organism: Marchantia polymorpha subsp. ruderalis
Lineage: Eukaryota; Viridiplantae; Streptophyta; Marchantiopsida; Marchantiales; Marchantiaceae
Source: the annotation of a GenBank genome assembly
GGAGGGCAGGGGAGGGGAGGGGAGAGGAGAGCUGAUCUGAGCUGCGCAACGGCUGGCGGGGCUGGUUGGGGAGGUCAAUGCGCGAUUCGAUGAUCCGGAAUGAUGAGGAGAAGCGCAGCGAGAGGAAGGGUAGUAGGGAGCGGGGAAGGGAAAGGGGAAGGGGGGAAAGGAGAGGAGGCGGGCUGGGAAUCGAGUCAUUCAUGAGGAGCGCCCGCUGAAGUGCUGGUCUCCAAUAGAGAAGAGCACAGAAAGGGAAGGGAAGGGAAGGGAAGAGAAGGGAAGGAAAGGGGAUGGGAGGGAGGAGUAAUUAGUGGAGAGUGUAGAGUUAGUGCUUGCUAGUUCGUUCGUUCGAUCGCCUCUGCCUGGCCGAAGGACGGACAGGCAGACAGCACUGCUGAUGAUGAGGUGGAUCGUCGCUGAUUGAAGGCUGUCCAUGGUCAUUGUUCACCAUCAUCCGAAGCGAAGACCUUCGCGGCAUCGUCGAAGGCAAGCGGGCCUUAGACAGUGAGGAACCUUUUCGCCGGACUAGAGUGGAGUGGGGUGGAGUGGAUUGGACUUCGAGUGGCAAGAGGAUAGGGAAGCAGAAGACGAAGAAGACGAAGUAGACGAAGAAGCGACGGAAGGACGAGAAGAGAAGGGAAGAACAGAGACGAGGGGCAGGCUCCUGUCGUUCGCUCAAAGCCGAGCGUCAAUUCUUUCGAGCGACGGUGUGCUUUUCUUUUUGCGGUUGGUUGUUGUUUGUGUGGAUCUGUUCCUUGUAGACAGAAUUCUGCGAGGGGAAGGAGCGGAGGAAGCUCGAGCGUGGACUUGCAGCCGGGCCGUCCGUGAAAUCGACGAGAGAAAUAGAGAGGGAGGGAGAGGGAGAUUUGUACAUAGAACCAGGUGAAAGAAAGGCAGGCCGGAGGUGAGGUGAGGUGAGGUGAGGUGAGGUGAGAUGGGAUGGGACGAGAUGAGAUGAGGCAGGGGUAAGUGAGGAUCAGAGCAACGAAAGGGUCCAGGGCUGACAUUGAAGGGGCGGAAUUGCAAGUGGCAGUGGCAGUGGGCAGUGGGCAGGGUAACCGUGGCGUGUAUGUACUGGACAUGGUGGUCGAGGUCGCAGGAAGAGCUGGGCGAGAGCAGAGCAGAUUUCGGAUCUGCUGAGCAGCAGAAGAGGAGGACGAGGUGAACGACGAGAUGCGUUUGUAGCCAUGGCGGCCGAUGGUGUGCUAUUAGUACAGUCCAGGUACAGAUGCGGAGCCAACGAGGGCUCGGGCUUCGCCGGGAGGGUUUCCUUUGCGAAUGGAAUUUGGGCAGGCCAUGGUGGCUAACGUCGUGUGUUAUGGUAGAGCGAGGAUGCUAGGCAGGAAUCGGGACACGCAACAGCAGGUACCACCACGGAUUCGUGAAGAGCAUCGGCUUCUAUUCCGAGAUUCGAUUGGGUUGUACGAGUCUGCCUUGGACAACCGAUGGGUGAAGAAGAAUUAGGGUACAUAUCAUUUUAAACACUGGAGUCCAGGAAAAUCAGGAAGGGUAUCAUGGACACUGUGAGAAGGGCGUAUCCACUCAAAGGUGGUGGUGGUGGAGGAAAGGGACGACGAUUGGAUAGGCGGAAUGCGAAAAAGGACAUCAGCUACAAUUCUGCGCGGGAUUCAGAUUAUUCUUCGCACGAUGGGUCGGAGUCGUCCAGCCAUUCUCGCGAGGACUGGUCGGAUUACAGAGUGUCGGGACCACAUAGCGUGGAGGAGAUCACAGUCGUGUGUGAGUUUCUGGGUCUCGGGGGACCUGCAUCUCUGGGAAUCAGCCCAGAAGCUUGGAACGCUGCGAUGGCCAGCCAUCCAUUCGACUCCUCCGCAGGCGAUCCUUCGAUGGUGAUUGGCGACGAAGCGAGGGGCGUGGAUAGCCCGAGGGUUAGUACUCCCAGAGGCGAUGCUCGGUAUGCCGAGGACGAGGAAAAGGAAUUUACGUUCGUGGUCUCUUCCAGACCGACUGAACUGGAGAACUCGUCCAGUGCACCGACGUCACGGGAGAGCUGCGCGUCAAGCGAUUCGCCGAGUCGAAGCAAGGGUGCAUCAGUGGAUCGAGAGGCCGGACUCGAUGGAUUGGGCAAGUCGCCAUCGAAGCGCAAGAAUGACGCCGACGCACUUGCUGUGGCCAGCUUUAUCGAGAAACAUCGACCUGAGCCGGAGAAACAGUCGCAACGUUUCUGGCGCCGUGGUAAUUCUCUGCCCGCCGCUCCGAGUAAGCCAAUGUCGCCCCACCCGAGCUCUGGUAUUGAGCUCAGGAGUCGCCAGGGCUCACUCUUAGGUCCCAAGAUUUUGGAUCCCCAUGCGCAAUUUCAACGCGUCCGAAGUGAGCCUGUCACGCCCGCCGACAUGCCGUCGCCUAUCUCUCGAGAAGCCCGGCAACCUCGCGACGAGCAAUCCAGCACCGGGUCCCUGUCGCGAGGCUUACCUCGCGUCACGAGACCGCUGCCCGGCCAACGUGGUAGCCCAGACAUUUCACAGGCAGCAGCUGCGGUUGCCCCGAGAGAAGAGGCGAUGCCGAGAUUGGUGGAUUCAUCCAGCAGAUCAUCGAGCGAUGGCAGCGGUGAAUUCCGGGUGUCUCCGAGGGCAGACAAGUCGCCGGAGCAAAGGGCCUCCGACAGAAAGCAAGCCAUGGCGGAUUUCAGGCCGGGCUCCUUGAACCGGCCCCCUCCGUUGAAUUUACACGAUUUGGCCCCCGAUAUGUUCUCGACUCACGACCUCCUGAUUGCAUUGGCGCCCGUCGACGUCGUCCGAGCGCCGCAAUCGCCCUCGGACAGCGACGUCGACGACGACGGCCCUCCGAACGACGAAGACUCGGUCGAUUCUCCCCCGUCGCGAGACAAUGCGGUCGUGGGCCAAACGGCGGAAUCCGUCCACACGCCUCAGGAUCUCGUCGUCGAGGUUCGCGAUCCCUCCUCGGCCGUCCAAAUCGCCGUCGUCUCCCACGAUGGCAGCAGCGCCGCCGGCCCGGACUCGCGCGCGCCGGGCGUCGCAGGGGACGGCACGGCCGAGGGCCGGCCCGCCGCCGAGCUCCAGAGCAACGGGGAGCUGCAACCGAGUCCCGACGGCCCCUCUGCCCCCUCCGAGGACUCCCUGUCAGUGAACCUGACGCAGUCCCCCGUCCCCGUGGACGGGGGCCUGCUGGACCUGAGCGCGGUGACGGACUAUGAAACACGGCCCCAAACGCCGACCUUUCCCUGGAGCAAGGGCGAUCUGCUCGGUGCCGGAUCAUUCGGAACGGUCUAUGAGGCAGUUGACAGUAAUGGUAGUUUUUUUGCAGUUAAAGAAGUUUCUCUCACCGAUACUGACAGACAGGCACAACAAUGUAUCUCCCAGCUCGAACAGGAGAUCGAACUUCUGAGCCGGUUCAAACAUGAUAAUAUUGUACAAUAUCUCGGUACGCAAAGGGCGGAUGGUAAAUUGUACAUUUUUCUGGAACUUGUUAGCAAGGGUUCUCUCGCAUCUUUAUGCAAAAAGUUCAAAUUGACGCAUUCGCAAAUUGUCGCCUAUACAAGGCAAAUUUUGAAGGGUCUCAAGUACCUGCAUGACAUGAAUAUCGUACACAGGGAUAUCAAAUGUGCCAACAUUCUCGUAGAUGUGAGGGGAACGUGCAAACUUGCUGAUUUUGGAUUGGCUAAACAGAUUUCUGCAUUGGACCAGCUGAAAUCUUGCAAAGGAAGCGCCUAUUGGAUGGCUCCCGAGGUCAUCGAUCCGAAGAAGACGUAUUGGCUUCCGGCGGACAUCUGGAGUUUGGGGUGCUCUGUGUUAGAAAUGUUCACGGGUAGUCCUCCCUUCGGGGAUCAGGAGUGGUAUCGGGUGUUGUGGAAAGUGGGUCAUGGUGAAGCUCCCCCAAUACCGGAGGAACUCUCAGAUGAUGCCAAAGAUUUUCUAGAACAAUGUUUGGAGGUCAAUCCAUCUAAAAGACCGUCCGCGACUGUGCUUCUCCAGCACAAGUUCGUAGCCACCAGCAUAACACCAACGAACUCGGGUCAAUUGAACCCCCAGAUGGUAGUUAAUAGUCUUCAUACUAUCGCUGAGGAGCGAUCUGGUGACUUCACCAAAUCCUCUGGACUUUCUUCUAGGUCUUCACUGGGUAAUUCACCUGUUUCACCUGUUUCAAAUGGACAUUCGGGACAUUGACGAGCUCUUGAUUUGACGAAGGUCAACGGAAUUUUGCCCAGGUUGUCGCGUAGGCCAUACAGAUUUUUUCAAGCUCAUGGAGUAACGUUUCUGGCUUGAGUUAUGGUAUUGACUUAGUUAGUAAGAAACAAGUAUCACUACAGGAGGUUGCGGACGAGUUCGGUCUUAAGUACAAGGAUGGCUUCAUCUCGUUUGGCACAUCAAUCUUUCGAUGAUAAGCUGCUCCGUGGAAUAGAGAUGUGCCUUUACGAAGUGUGCUGGACAGAGGCUAGCAAUCCCAUCACAGGAGAUGGCUUCAUCUCAUUAUAUUAAGGGAUGACAGGGUUGAGGAGAUCAUAUUGAGGCAUCAUGUUGAAAGCUGGGGGACCAGCAUACUUUAGAGACCAACAUGCAGGUCCAAUGUUUUGUGGGAGAGUUUGAGCAGGGUAUCCCUGUGAUUCCGGUGCAUUGUCGUUACCACAAAGCGAGGUUCUCACUCUCUUGAGCCCCGCGGUACAAAAUACACGUCCUGAAUUCAGGAACGUUACGUGCCUUAUUGGAUGCAUCGCAGUUGGAGUUCCUCUUAGAACUGUUGGCACUCACUCGGAGAAGUUACUGUAUCCGGGAACGUAACGUACCUUGUUGGACUCAUCACAGUUGAGCACCGACCAUAAGAGUCGGUCCUCACUUGAAGAAGUCACUGUGACAUUUAGAAAACAGCAUGAUUUACCUUCUAGAAGCACUGUCACAAAUAAUCAAGUAGAGAAUGUUGUGAAUAAGAGCCCAUCAUUAGUGAUGUAUCUGCGUGCGAGGUUUUCCAUGCUCUUUCUCUCUAGCCCUUUAUCAGUCUCCAAUUUGAUGCGUCUGUCCAACCAAUCCAUUUACGUGAUUGAGCUUGUAUAUUAUUCCACAAGCAAAGCAGCUACUUGUUGCGGAGUGAGUUGAAAUCAGUAUCUGGUCACAUAUCCCUCCCCUUCACUUGGUGAGUGUCGGCUGAAGUGAAGUUGGUUGUGACCAACGGAUUGUUGAGUUUUUCAAACUGUCAAGUUCAUGGCUAUCUAAACACGAGCUCGUGGGGACUUGUGGAGAUAACCUGAAGGUGAAAGACAGGGUUUGAAGAGGUUGAGUCCAGCUUUUGAGCGAAAUUGGCCUUUGAACAUGUGGCAUCUCCUGUGCAUUUUGAAGACUCUUUUUCUGGGAUUCUCGUACCGGGCCUCGCAAUCAGGCACACUUCAACGUUACCUACGGAGAGGAAAUGACAUUUUAUAUGUUCUUUUUGCCUACGACUGUAAAGUUCUAGUCAUUUCCAGAUUUGUCAGCUGGGAAUUUUUUAAAGUCCCUCUCGAGAAGAUACGUCCUGUAUAAGUAAAUUUUCACCGCCGGUCUCACCAGAGACCAUCUCCUUAGAGUAGAUGAGGCUGAUUUCUACAGCUUUCAAAAUCAUUGAAUUCAAUAUAGAUUUGGAAUUCCAGUUGUGUUGUAAGCGGGGUAUCUUCUUUUGUCCCCUGCAUGCCUUGAAGCAGUCCCUGAGCUUCUUAUCUGUUAGGACUUCAGGAGGUUAUUUACCUGCCGUGAUUUACUUUGAACACGCAGAUUUCCACUGCGAUAAGUGCUCUAGCCGUUUUAACCAUCAAUUACUUAUUGGACUCGUUUGUCAUGCCUCGGUCACUUAGCAAGCUGCAGGGGCAAUGGUGUAAAUGAGUCUGAUCUUAUCAACUCUGCAACCUUUGAGUUUUGCCUACACAAGACAGUCAAAAGUGAGAUAUUCGAAUCCUUUUUUCUUCGGUUCUCCAUAGUAAUGCAUGUUCUCCACUGUCGUAUUUACAACUCCGGCUGUGAGUUCCACAAUUGAACCUAGUGGCAAUGGAAUGAUGAGAACGAAGAAUAUAACCC